AUGAGCCCAAAUCAACUUCUAUUGAAAAUGAAAAGUGAUUUGAAAACAAUAGGAAAAACUCAACAAAGCUUGAACAGAUACGUUUUGAAGGCCGUGCUACAAGUUGAUGUAAGAGUCAUUGAAAGAGAGCCUCAAGAGAUUGAGACUGAGGAGCAUCCAACAGUCAAUGUCAACAACAUAUCUCAGAACGAGCAAGUUAAUAUUGCUGGUGUUAAUAAUAUCACUAUGAGUCAACUCGACUUAAAGUAUUCUUUAACAUCUUUCCACCUUGUUUGCAGAUCAACCGCAAUCAAUAUCUCAAACCAUGAAAGGACGCACUUCGUUGAGAAUAUUAUUCCAUCAUUAUUAGCACUGGGGAAAGCACUUGAUUUCAUUGAGUUCAAAUGGUGCGAGUCAGAAUUUACGUCUUCGAGAGUGCUGAAGCAAAAAGCAAACGAUUACGACCUUCGAUCAGCCCCUAGCAAAUAUAUUGAUGCCCUUGGUACAUUAACGACGCAAAAUAACAUGGAGCUUAUCAUUGUAGAGGCGUCCAGCGGUCAGCUCAAAGAAAAUACCACGCAUUCAAUUGAAGACACUCUAAAGAUAUUGGAAUGUGGUAUAUCAUCAUUAAGAAAAGAAGCAUCCCAUUACAAUGAUGCAUCCUUGUCGACGUUUAUGAAGCUAAAGGUUUUUGGCGUUCAUGUCAUUAAGUCGCAAGUAACACUAUCAGAAAUCUCCCUAGAUGAUUCAACACAUUGGAAAUGUAUUGAAUUAAGGACAGCGAAAUUGCCAACAGCUUGGAGUGAUAGAGUCGGUCUAGUACAAUAUAUGGAGCUUUUAGCCACACUUUAUGUAUGUAUUCUAGAAAUGUUAGAUUGCUUUGUGUGGAAUUCACCUAUUUUUAUUUGCUUUUAG
Messenger RNA from Mycotypha africana, 894 nucleotides. RefSeq lists its product as uncharacterized. The transcript has 5 exons. NCBI's taxonomy places the organism in Eukaryota, Fungi, Mucoromycota, Mucoromycetes, Mucorales, Mycotyphaceae. The record is from RefSeq and is a predicted model, not a curated record. Bases 1 to 894 code for a protein of 297 amino acids.